This is a messenger RNA of Rhizoctonia solani, 474 nucleotides long. Its product is annotated as Smr domain-containing protein. NCBI's taxonomy places the organism in Eukaryota, Fungi, Basidiomycota, Agaricomycetes, Cantharellales, Ceratobasidiaceae. The transcript is spliced from 3 exons. The record is from RefSeq and is a predicted model, not a curated record. Bases 1 to 474 code for a protein of 157 amino acids.
AUGCUCGGAGCAGUAGCUGUAUCCGUUCUUGCGUUCACGUUCUGGGUUUGGACGUGGGGCAAAGGAAUCCCGUACAUCGACCAGCAGCCAGGUCAGAAAUGGCGGGAAAAGGCACGCGUCGCAGCCCGUAACAGAUCCAAAAUGCUGGACCAGGCCAGCGUUGCAUGGAAAGCUGGACAAAAGAGCACAGCCAAAACGCUGUCUGAACGGGGUAAACACUUUGGAGCUCAGGUCGAGCGCUACAACGAACGUGCUUCAAAGGAAAUAUUCUUGUCCCUGAACGCGACUUAUUACUCUGGGACUAAGGAGGCCUUGGAGAAGAUCGAUCUCCACGGGCUAUUUGUAAACGAGGCGCUGGUUUAUGCCCAGAACCACCUCGAUAUGUGCCGCGACGCGGGUGUUACACAACGUCGAUCAUUACCGGACGCGGUAACAACAGCAAGGAUGGGAUCGCCAAGAUCAAGCCUGCAGUAG